Cinclus cinclus is the source of this 1710-nucleotide messenger RNA. RefSeq names its product shisa family member 6 (gene SHISA6). The record is from RefSeq and is a predicted model, not a curated record. Gene Ontology annotation, cellular component: postsynaptic density; postsynaptic membrane; dendritic spine membrane. Lineage: Eukaryota; Metazoa; Chordata; Aves; Passeriformes; Cinclidae. Gene Ontology annotation, biological process: regulation of short-term neuronal synaptic plasticity; regulation of AMPA receptor activity. The coding region runs from base 1 to 1710 and encodes 569 amino acids. The transcript has 6 exons.
AUGGGGCCGCGGCACCUGCUGCUGCCGCUGCUCCUGCUCUCCCUGCAGCUCCUGGCCCUGCUGCUGCUGCCGCCGCCCGCACAGGCGGCCGGGCCCCCCCGCGCCAAGGGCAACCGGACCCAGGGGGCGGCGGCGGCGCGGCGGACCCCCAAGCCGGGCAAGGAGCUCUUGAACCAGACGCUGGCGGGCCCGGGGGCCGCCGCCCCCACGGCGCUGCCCGGGCGCGGCAAGGGCGCGGGGGGCGGCAAGGCAGCCCCCGGAGGCGGGGGCGGCGGCGGGGGCUCGGCCCCGGCGCACGAAACGUGCUGGGGGUACUACGACGUGAGCGGGCAGUGGGACAAGGAGUUCGAGUGCAACAACAGCCUCACGGGCUUCCGCUACUGCUGCGGCACCUGCUUCUACCGCUUCUGCUGCAACAAGCGCGCCGAGAAGCUCAACCAGAGCCUGUGCCGCAACUACAAGAGCCCCGAGUGGGCCCACCCCACCACGGCCAGCGGCGCCCUGCCCGCCGACGGCGGCGACGGCGGCGAUGGGGACGCCAACAAGUACGACCCGGACAAGGACAGCACCAACGCCACCGUCUACAUCUCGUGCGGGGCCAUCGCCUUCGUGCUCAUCGCCGGCGUCUUCGCCAAGGUGGCCUACGACAAGGCGCGGCGCCCGCCCCGGGAGAUGAACAUUCACAGGGCUCUGGCUGAUAUCCUAAGGCAGCAGGGACCAAUCCCAAUUGGACACUGUGAAAGAGAGACUAUCUCGGCCAUAGAUACCUCCCCCAAAGAAAACACCCCAGUUAGGACCUCUUCCAAAAACCAUUACACCCCAGUGCGCACCUCCAAGAGCAACCCAGGUCACUAUGGAAAGGAUAUUUAUCGCAGUGGAGGGCCAGAUCUUCAUAAUUUCAUCUCCUCCGGGUUUGUCACGUUAGGAAGAGGACACACGAAGGAUGACCAAGAACAAAAUUAUAAUCACCUGAUACUAAACAGUCCCACCCAGACACCUACACAUGACAAGCCACGAAUGAACAACAUCCUCACUUCAGCCACCGAGCCCUACGACCUGUCCUUCUCCCGCUCCUUCCAGAACCUCUCUCACCUCCCGCCGUCCUACGAGUCUGCUGUCAAGACCAACCCAAGUAAAUAUUCAUCUCUGAAGAGACUCACUGACAAAGAGGCUGACGAGUACUACAUGAGGAGGAGACACCUGCCCGACCUGGCAGCCCGGGGCACGCUGCCCAUCAACGUCAUCAAAAUGUCUCAGCAGGGCAACCACCGGGACAGGCCCCGCCGUCCCAUCAGGGCCAUGUCCCAGGACAGGGUGCUGUCCCCCGAGAGGAUCAUGCCCGAGGAGUUCAGCAUGUCCUACGAACGGAUUCUCUCCGACGAGCAGCUCCUGUCAGCAGAGCGCCUGCACUCCCAGGACCCGCUGCUGUCCCCGGAGCGGUCGGGGUACCCCGAGCAGUCCAUGUCCAGGGCAUUGUCACACACGGAUGUCUUUGUGUCAACACCCGUCUUGGAUCGCUACAGGAUGUCAAAAAUGCACUCCCAUCCCAGUGCCUCAAAUAACUUGUACAAUACCUUGAGUAUGAACCCGACCUCCGCCAAGCGCCAAGCGUUCGCCUCGCGCCGGCACAACACGGUGGAACAGCUGCAUUACAUCCCUGGCCACCACCACCACUACCGCACCGCCAGCAAAACUGAGGUGACUGUUUGA